AUGACUUCGAAAGGUGUGGAUGCUACUACAAGCUUCUUAGCUGCUGAGAUCAUUGCACUGAACAAUGAUGGUAUUUUCAAGACACUUAAUGAAGAAACAUCAAAAGAUUAUACAGAGAUGAUUUUAAAUUUAAAUCAUUUGGUGAUAAAUAACACCAAGAACAUUCCCUUAGCUGUGUGUGCUCAUGGGCUGAAUUCAUUAGAAGAUUGUCAAUUAUUCCUUCAAGAAAUGGAUCAAAUUUACCUUUAUAAUGAAUUGAUAUUGUUAAUUUUAAGAAAUAAACUACUUUUCAAUGAUGAAAAUUGGUUAAAUUUAUGGAAAUUUAUUAUAUUAUUUGAAGAUAAAUUCAUGUCAUCGUGUGAUAAUGAUCCAAUUAAAUCAAAUUUUACAAAUUUGACAAGAGGUGAUGAUAACUUUUUGAAUUUUUUUUUAAAAAUUAAGACUAAAGAUGAUGUCGAUGCAUUAAAUUUUUGUAAUAAUAUAAUUAAUGGUUAUAAAGAAUUUUUAAAAGAUGUUGAAUUCAUUUUUGCAAAUUUAACUAAUUUUGCAACUAAAAUGGAAUCAAUGAAAAUUAUUGAAAUCUUAUUAGCUUCCAUUAUUAAUUAUACUUCUAAUGAAGGUCAUUAUGUUUUACCAUCAAUCAUUUUAAUUAAUUAUAUUUAUAAGAAUAAUGAUCAAUUUAAUUAUCAAACCAAUUAUAAAAUUGAAUAUUAUGAUACAAACAUUAGUUAUAUCAAAACUAAACCAAUUGCUGGUGAAACUUCAGAAUUUAUUACACCUAUAAUUGAAUUACCUUCAAAAUCAAAAUUGUUUGAAUUAUUUUCACAAUAUACUGAAAAUAAAUAUAAAUUAAAUUUAUUAUAUGAAGAAUUAUUAAAUCGAAUGAUGGAGAAUAAUUGUUUCUUUGGUGUUAUUACUGAUUCAAUUACUCAUAUUUUAAUUGAAAUUCCUUCAAAUAAAGAAUUAGGAAUUUCAAUAGAAGAUUUGGAAAAUGAUAUGCAAUGGUAUAAUUUGGAACUUCAUUUAAAUGGGUUUAUAUUGAAUGAUCAGAAAAUUUAUGAUUUAAAGGGAAAAGAAUUAUCAAUAUCAUUAAUUGAUCGAAAUGAAAAUCAUAAAUUGAUAAAUUUAAAACUAAUAAUUUCUUCAAUUAUAUCCAAACAUAUAAAAUAUCAUAAUUUUAUAGCAAAUGAUCAACAUCAACCUGAUGAUUCCAAAACCAUUAAUCAUAAUGAUAUGAAAACAAGAGGUGAAAAUGUAUUAAAAUUUAAAAAAUCUUUGAAAAGAUUUAUAGCUGGUGAACGAAUGAAACCUAAAACUAACCCUCAUGAACAAAUCAACUCAAGAUUAAUAGAUUUAUCUAAUUUUGAUAAAGUAUCAAAUGUUCCACAAUUAGGUAAUUGUGUUAAAGAAACUAUUAAUAUUGAACCUAAAGAAGCAGAUGUUUAUGAAAUUUUAUCUGUUAAUCAACAUCUUUGUACAAAAAUAUUAAAAAUACAAACUAAUCAUUUGAUUAAUAUUUUAUAUAAAUAUGGAAAUGGGAUUAAUAUAGGUGAAAUUAGUUCAUUACAAAAAAAUUCAGAAUUAAAUCAUUGGGACCACAUUAUAGUUAAAACAAUAUCAAGAGAAUUAACAAUGAAUUCAGAAUACAAGAUGAGAAAUUAUCAAUUAACAGAUGAUGAAAUUUAUGAAUUUUAUUAUGAAUCAUAUCUUGAAAAUGAAUUAGAAGCUCUUGAAUUGAUAAAUAAUUAUAAUGAUACACUAGCCUUGGAAUAUAAAAAAGAUAAUGAAUUAAAUGUACCAAGAUUAUUAAUUAGUGGAUUAAUUCAAAAAAGUGAAGGUUCAAUUCUUGAUGAUGAAAAAUUUAUUGCAAUUGAACCAAUAUCAUAUAUUAAUAAUCAUCCAAAAAAUGGAAUUAAACAAUCUGAUGAAACUAAACAAGAUGGAUUAAGACAGAUUAGAACUAUUAAUUCUUUAGGUAUUCAUCAUAAUGAUAUUUUCCCAAGAAAUAUUUCAAUUAAUCCUUAUACAAAUAAAGUUUUAAUUUUUGAUUUUAAUAAAUCAACUAUUGGUGAGCCUUUUAAAUUUUCAAAUGAUUAUAUGAGUGAAGAUAUUGAAAAUUUGGGCUUUGCUCUUGAUGGUAAACAUGAAUAUCUUGAUUAUGAAGAUAUUUCAUAUUAG
Messenger RNA from Hansenula ciferrii, 2178 nucleotides. RefSeq lists its product as uncharacterized. The coding region runs from base 1 to 2178 and encodes 725 amino acids. Gene Ontology annotation, biological process: protein phosphorylation. The transcript has a single exon. The record is from RefSeq and is a predicted model, not a curated record. Gene Ontology annotation, molecular function: ATP binding; protein kinase activity. Lineage: Eukaryota; Fungi; Ascomycota; Saccharomycetes; Phaffomycetales; Wickerhamomycetaceae.